Trichomycterus rosablanca is the source of this 2935-nucleotide messenger RNA. RefSeq names its product transportin 2b (gene tnpo2b). Lineage: Eukaryota; Metazoa; Chordata; Actinopteri; Siluriformes; Trichomycteridae. Gene Ontology annotation, biological process: protein import into nucleus. Bases 92 to 2764 code for a protein of 890 amino acids. The transcript is spliced from 25 exons. The record is from RefSeq and is a predicted model, not a curated record. Gene Ontology annotation, cellular component: nucleus; cytoplasm. Gene Ontology annotation, molecular function: nuclear import signal receptor activity; small GTPase binding.
AACGCAUUAUAGUUUAAUUUUAAUAUCUUAACACAGUGAUAUACGGAAUAUAAGGAAAAAAUCAGCGUGUUGAGAAAUCUCCGACAUCAGGAUGGAGUGGCAGCCGGACGAGCAGAGUCUCCAGCAGGUCCUCCUGCUGCUCAAGGACUCUCAGUCGCCAGACACCGCCACGCAGAGGGCCGUGCAGGAGAAACUGGAGCAGCUUAACCAGUACCCCGACUUCAACAAUUACCUCAUAUUCGUGCUCACAAGUCUCAAGUCUGAAGACGAACCCACUCGCUCUCUGAGCGGUUUGAUCCUGAAGAACAACGUGAAGGCGCACUAUCAGAACUUCCCCCCCGCGGUCUCGGACUUCAUCAAGCGCGAGUGUCUCAACAACAUCGGGGACCCGUCGCCCCUCAUCCGUGCCACCAUCGGCAUCCUGAUCACCACCAUAGCGUCCAAGGGCGAGCUGCAGACCUGGCCCGAACUGCUGCCGCAACUCUGUAACCUGCUCAACUCCGAGGACUACAACACCUGCGAGGGUUCGUUCGGGGCCCUGCAGAAGAUCUGCGAGGACUCGUCCGAGCUGCUGGACAGCGACGCCCUGAACCGUCCGCUCAACAUCAUGAUCCCCAAGUUUCUGCAGUUCUUCAAGCACUGCAGCUCCAAAAUCAGGUCUCACGCUAUCGCGUGCGUGAACCAGUUCAUCAUCGGCAGGGCGCAGGCUCUGAUGGACAACAUCGACACCUUCAUAGAGUCCUUGUUCGCGCUGGCGGGCGACGAAGACCCCGAGGUGAGGAAGAACGUGUGCAGGGCGCUGGUCAUGCUCCUGGAGGUCCGCAUAGACCGCCUCAUCCCACACAUGCACAGUAUCGUCCAGUACAUGCUGCAGCGGACGCAGGACGCCGACGAGAACGUGGCCCUGGAGGCCUGCGAGUUCUGGCUCACGCUGGCCGAGCAGCCCGUCUGUAAGGAGGCGCUGUCGGGACACCUGGUGCAGCUGGUUCCUAUCCUGGUGAACGGGAUGAAGUACUCGGAGAUCGACAUCAUCCUGCUCAAGGGCGACGUGGAGGAGGAGGACGACACCGUGCCGGACAGCGAGCAGGACAUCAAGCCGCGCUUCCACAGGUCGCGCACCGUCACGCUGCAGCACGAGGGCGGCGAGGGCGAGGAGGGCGAGGACAUCGGCGACGACGAGGAUGACGACGACGACACCCUGUCCGACUGGAACCUGCGUAAGUGCUCGGCCGCCGCGCUGGACGUCCUGGCCAACGUGUUCCGCGACGAGCUGCUGCCCCACCUGCUGCCCCUCCUGAAGGGUCUCCUGUUCCACCCGGAAUGGGUCGUCAAGGAGUCGGGCAUCCUGGUGCUGGGCGCCAUCGCCGAGGGUUGCAUGCAGGGCAUGGUGCCCUACCUGCCCGAGCUCAUCCCUCACCUGAUCCAGUGUCUGUGCGACAAAAAGGCUCUGGUCCGGUCCAUCGCCUGCUGGACGCUCAGCCGUUACGCCCACUGGGUGGUCAGCCAGCCGCCGGACGCCCAACUCAAGCCGCUCAUGACCGAGCUGCUCAAACGCAUCCUGGACGGAAACAAGAGGGUCCAGGAGGCCGCCUGCAGUGCGUUCGCCACCCUGGAGGAAGAGGCGUGCACCGAGCUGGUCCCCUAUCUCAGCUUCAUCCUGGACACUCUGGUCUUCGCCUUCGGGAAGUACCAGCACAAGAACCUGCUCAUCCUGUACGACGCCAUCGGGACCCUCGCCGACUCGGUCGGGCAUCACCUCAAUCAGCCGGAGUACAUCCAGAAGCUCAUGCCGCCGCUGAUCCAGAAGUGGAACGAGCUGAAGGACGAGGAUAAAGAUCUCUUCCCGCUGCUGGAGUGCUUAUCGUCGGUCGCGACGGCUCUGCAGAGCGGCUUCCUGCCCUACUGCGAACCCGUCUACCAGCGCUGCGUCACGCUGGUCCAGAAAACACUCGCUCAGGCCAUGAUGUACAGCCAGCAGCCGGAUCAGUACGAGGCCCCCGACAAGGACUUCAUGAUCGUGGCCCUGGACCUCCUGAGCGGUCUGGCCGAGGGUCUGGGCAACCACGUGGAUCAGCUGGUCGCCAGGAGCAACGUCAUGACCCUCCUCUUCCAGUGCAUGCAGGACACGAUGCCGGAGGUGAGACAGAGCUCCUUCGCUCUGCUGGGCGACCUGACCAAAGCCUGCUUCCCUCACGUCAAACCCUGCAUCGCGGAGUUCAUGCCCAUUCUGGGGACGAACCUGAACCCCGAGUUCAUCUCUGUGUGCAACAACGCCACCUGGGCCAUCGGCGAGAUCUGCAUGCAGAUGGGUGUGGAGAUGCAGCCCUACGUGGCCCUGGUUCUUCCUCAUCUGGUGGAGAUCAUAAACAGACCCAACACCCCCAAAACCCUGCUGGAGAACACCGCCAUCACGAUUGGUCGGUUGGGGUACGUGUGUCCGCAGGAAGUGGCUCCCAAUCUUCAACAGUUCAUUCGGCCCUGGUGCACGUCUCUGAGGAACAUCCGAGACAAUGAGGAGAAAGACUCCGCCUUCAGAGGCAUCUGCGUGAUGAUUGGUGUGAAUCCUGGAGGCGUGGUGCAGGAUUUCAUUUUCUUCUGCGACGCCGUGGCCUCGUGGGUCACUCCCAAAGAUGACCUGAGAGAAAUGUUCUACAAGAUCCUGCAUGGAUUCAAAGACCAGGUCGGCGAGGACAACUGGCAGCAGUUCUCCGAGCAGUUCCCUCCCAUUUUGAAGGAGCGCCUGUCCGCCUGCUACGGCGUGUAGCGCCCCCCGACCCCGCACAGGCACAGCACGCGCUGUCGGACGAAUCUUUAGGAGGGUUGCCGGGGGGGAAACUCCAUCCAUCUGUGUAUCGCACUGUCCCGACGGCGGGGGAGGAGAGGGGACGCGAGCGGCCCACCUCGCCUGACCGGGCAGCCCCCAUGCCCCCCGUGU